AGGCGCUGCGGCGGGGAGAAGUACAACGCUGCCCGCGCCGACUUUGAGCAGAGGAUGCUGGAUUCGGCCGUGCGCUUCCAGGAGGUGGAAGAAGCCCACCUACGCUACAUGAAGGGUCUCAUCGGCUCCUACUCUCACUCCGUGGAGGACACCCACGUCCAGAUCGGGCAGGUGCAUGAAGAAUUCAAGCAAAACGUGGAGAACAUCGGCACCGAGACGCUGCUGCGGAGGUUUGCCGAGAGCAAGGGCACGGGGCGAGAGCGGCCAGGAGCGUUGGAUUUCGACGAGUACCGGCUGGCCCCAGCGCAGGAAGGACCCAAGAGGAGCCGUAGCAAAGCUUUCCGUAUCCCUGGGUUGAGCCGUAAGGAGAGGGAUCCGAGCGCCUCUCCGAGCAUCUCCCCGCAGGGCUGCCCGGAGGUGGAUGAGGACGGGUUCACCGUGCGCCCCGACGUCGCCCACAGUAUCCUUGCGGAGAACCACGUCUGCUCCUCCAGCGACUCCGACUACGACGAGGAUGAGCCCCGCAAGUUUUACGUCCACAUCAAGCCGGUGCAGCCCCGGGAGGCGGCCAGCAGCGCCGAGGCCACCAUGGAGCAGCUCAAGGCCACCGUGGGGAACCUCAUCCUGCCCCCCAGCAUCGGGGGCACCGUCAAGCGACAGUCGUCCCGGCACGUGGCAUCUCUGACCCCCGCCCGAAGCGAUGCAGACCCCGAGGGGACGCUGGCGGCAGGUGACGGCGCAGGGAGGGGGCGCCCGGCGGCGCAGGUGAACAGCUGCCUGGUGAAGGUGACGGGGGAGCUCACCAUGUCCUUCCCUGCCGGCAUCGUCCGUGUCUUCAGCGGGAGCAUGGCCCCCCCCGUGCUCAGCUUCCGCCUGCUCAACGCCGGCGCCAUCGAGCAGUUCCUGCCCAAUGCCGAGCUGCUCUACAGCGACCCGUCCCAGAGCGACCCCAGCACCAAGGACUUCUGGCUGAACAUGGCGGCGCUGACCGGGCACCUGCAGAAGCAAGCGGAGCAGAGUCCGGCUGCCUCCUACUACAACGUGGCUCUGCUCAAGUACCAGUUCUCGCGGCUGGGCCCCGGCUCGGCACCGCUGCGGCGGCUCUCGGCCAGCUGGGAGCCCCUCUGCGGGCCCAGCAAGCCCAGCCCCGUGGCAGCCCAGUUCAGCAGCGAGGGCAGCACACUGUCGGGCGUCGAGGUGGAGCUGGCGAGCGCCGGGUACCGCAUGUCACUAGUCAAGAAGAGGUUUGCCACCGCCUUUCCUCCGCAGGGAUCUACCUGGCAGGGUCCUGAGCCGCCUCCCACCGGACCCUCCGAGCCCCUCGGGCUUCCCCCUUGGUUGUGUGAACUUGAAACGCUGGAUGGAGGCCAGCCGAGGAGAGGGUGCUGCCGGUGCGGCGGGGUCUGA
Messenger RNA from Aptenodytes forsteri (emperor penguin), 1407 nucleotides. RefSeq names its product F-BAR domain only protein 1. Lineage: Eukaryota; Metazoa; Chordata; Aves; Sphenisciformes; Spheniscidae. The transcript has 16 exons. Gene Ontology annotation, cellular component: clathrin-coated pit; cytoplasm; plasma membrane. Gene Ontology annotation, biological process: clathrin coat assembly; clathrin-dependent endocytosis. The annotation marks the transcript as partial. The record is from RefSeq and is a predicted model, not a curated record.